Macadamia integrifolia is the source of this 1577-nucleotide messenger RNA. RefSeq names its product microtubule-associated protein RP/EB family member 1C-like. The transcript has 7 exons. The coding region runs from base 176 to 1177 and encodes 333 amino acids. Gene Ontology annotation, molecular function: microtubule plus-end binding. The record is from RefSeq and is a predicted model, not a curated record. Gene Ontology annotation, biological process: thigmotropism; spindle assembly; regulation of microtubule polymerization or depolymerization. Gene Ontology annotation, cellular component: cytoplasmic microtubule; spindle midzone; microtubule plus-end. Lineage: Eukaryota; Viridiplantae; Streptophyta; Magnoliopsida; Proteales; Proteaceae.
AUAAAGAUUCUCAACCCCCCGCUCUCUCCCAUUUUGAAAAAGCAAAUCCCUCGAGGCCUCAACGGCUCGAACCCCAAUCGCUCCUCACGCCUCCUUCUAACCCUACUCUCUCUCUCUACAAGAGAAUUGCUUGGCCUUACAAAGAAGAAGAAGUAAAGAAACUGAGGUUUAAGAAAUGGCGACUAACAUCGGAAUGAUGGAUUCUGCUUAUUUUGUAGGAAGAUCAGAAAUCCUUGCCUGGAUCAACUCAACUCUUCAAAUCAAUCUUUCUAAGGUCGAAGAGGCUGCGUCCGGUGCUAUCCAGUGCCAACUGAUGGACGCCGUCCACCCAGGGAUCGUUCCGAUGCAUAAGGUUAACUUUGAUGCCAAGAGCGAGUACGAAAUGAUCCAGAACUACAAGGUUCUUCAGGAUGUCUUCAAUAAACUCAAGAUUACAAAGCACAUUGAAGUGAACAAACUAGUGAAGGGAAGACCCCUUGAUAACCUGGAGUUCAUGCAGUGGAUGAAGAGAUAUUUUGAUUCCGUCAAUGGCGGUGUUCUGCACAAUUACAAUCCUCUCGAGAGGAGAGAGGCUUGCAAAGGUGGAAAAGAAACAAGCAAGAGAACUGCACCCACACAAGCUUCAACCAGGACCUCAACGACUGUAACAAAAACUCAGUCCUCUCACAACGGUCGAAGGAAUGAUGCAUCUUCUGUUAACUCAACUAAUGCACCCAUUAAGUCUGCAAGAGCUGCUCCUAAUGGAGCAUCCGCUUUUAAUGGAGGGCCGGCCUAUGAUGAACAGAUCACGGAGCUGAAACUCUCAGUAGAUAGCCUUGAGAAGGAGAGGGAUUUCUACUUCGCCAAGUUGAGGGAUAUCGAAAUUUUAUGCCAGUGUCCUGAGAUUGAGCACUUACCAGUUGUUGGUGCGAUUCAGAGGAUAUUAUAUGCCGCUGAUGACAGUGGCUCAGCAGUGGCAGAAGCACAAGCCAUGAUAUCCCAGCAACAGAAUCAGCCAAAGCCUCUGAGUCCUGUUCUUGAGGUUGAAGAAGAGACUCCGAAAACAGAAACGCAGAAGAGGAAAAACAUCUUGACCCUUGAGGUUGAUAGUGUGGCCACUUCAACAUUGUCUCCAAGGCAAAGGAUAUUAGAUGCAUCUGAUGUCCAUUGUAGUGGCUCUCCACUAAUUAGUUGCUGAGACCCUUCUUGUGCAAAGAAUCAACAUACUUUGAUUGUAUCAGGUGUACCUAUUCUUUCCAGCACUUUGGGAUAACUGUGGAGGAGACUUCUUCAGAUGACCUGGCUCGUUACCCCUUUUUUUGUAGAGUUGGAAAAUGAUGCCAUUUAAGUAUGGCUUUACACCAAUUAGAGUUUGGUAAAGUGUUAGCAGCUAUAGCCUUUGGAUGUAUCAUUUUGUCAAUUUCAGAAAAUGACCUAUGACAUAAUAUUUGUACUUCAUAUUGAAUCUUUGAACUUCUUUUUCUUCAUUUCAGUAACAGUGAAUGUAGGUCUAUGUGUUUCGGGAUUUCUGAAUGUGGCCAUCAUUGUCAAAGAAUCAACAUAUUUUAAUGUUAUGGGCACAUAUUAGUAUUGAAUAA